Molecule: messenger RNA, 276 nt
Organism: Adineta steineri
Lineage: Eukaryota; Metazoa; Rotifera; Eurotatoria; Adinetida; Adinetidae
Source: the annotation of a GenBank genome assembly
AUGAAUACGUGUAGUUUCACAUAUGUUAGUCUUCGAACGAAUCUACCAUGCCGCGUAAUGGGUAUUGAAAGAACAUGGGAUUAUUUAAAAGUUGAAUUUGAUCGAGAAGGUGGUGGAUUAUUAGAAUCAACAGCAAAAUAUUUUGAAACAAUAGGACCUGGGCCACAACUAUUUGCUGUUGCUGAUCAUUCAGCCUAUUAUCAUGAUCAACAACAAUGGUUUAAAUAUAGGAGUGCAUAUGAUAUUGUUUUUGACACAAUGGAAGUUCCAGAAUAG